ACAAUAAUCAGCGUGACCUCACAGCAGUGAUUGCAAACAUUUUACCGAUCGAGUGACUUACUUGGAACUACUCGAGAUCGAGAGCCUUGGAAAACUACUUUAGUGCUAAUUUACAAACUGGAUGUCAUUUUAGUGUGAAAACAAGGGCCUUGUCGGCUGAAUGAUAAAUUUGCACGGGGUAUCUUCGUAGCCAAGGAGACAAUUUGUGAGACACUUGUCUUCGCUAAAGAUGGCCGAGAACGUACGGGUUGCUGUGAGGGUUCGACCAUUUAAUUCUCGCGAGAAAGCUCGCGCAGCUGUCUUAAUUAUCAAGAUGCAGGGUAACAAUACCUACAUUGCAGAUCCUGGAGCCCCAGGGGAGGAACCAAGAAAGUUUGCCUUUGAUUUUAGUUACUGGUCACAUGAUGGGUUCAAAGAGCUUGAUGACGGGUAUCUUGCAUCUGCUGAACCUCAAUACGCAGAUCAGAAACGUGUCUUUGAUGACUUGGGACGAGGAGUCCUCGAAAAUGCAUGGAAUGGAUAUAACUGCUCGCUGUUUGCAUAUGGUCAGACUGGGUCCGGGAAAUCUUACUCCAUGGUUGGCUAUGGGCAGAAUAAGGGUAUUGUCCCAAUAUUUUGUGAGACAUUGUUCAGUGAAGUUGAACAAAAGAGGAGUGCAGGGUCAGAAACAGAAUACCAGGUUACAUUUAGCAUGCUUGAAAUCUACAAUGAAGCGGUCCGUGAUCUACUGAACCCAGCGGGUAACAAGAAAGGAGGACUAAAAGUGCGUCAGCACCCUUCCAAAGGCUUCUACGUGGAGAGUUUAGUGAGUGUUCCAGUCAAGGAUUACCCUGAUAUUGAAAGUCGAAUUGAGGAGGGAACAAGGAACAGGACGGUGGCCGCUACUAAUAUGAAUGCGACGAGCAGCCGUGCCCACACAAUCGUCGCCAUAAGCUUUAGUCAAAAGGGGGCAAACGCAGCCGGACAAAUGAUGACUAAAACGUCCAUUGUGAACCUGGUGGACCUCGCUGGAAGCGAGAGAGCAGAUUCCACCGGAGCUACUGGGGACAGGUUAAAAGAGGGAUCUGCCAUUAACAAAUCCCUUUCCACAUUGGGCAACUGUAUUAAAGCGCUGGCGGAUCAAGCAUCUGGGAAAAAAGGCGCGCAAGUUCCAUUCCGUGAUUCUGUGCUUACCAAGCUGCUUAAAAAUGCCUUGGGAGGCAACAGCAAGACAAUCAUGAUUGCAGCUUUGAGUCCGGCCGAUAUAAACUAUGAAGAAACGUUGUCUACUCUACGAUUCGCCGACCGUGCCAAGGCCAUUAAAACUAAAGCUGUUAUUAAUGAAAGUCCAACUGAAAAACUGAUCCGUGAAUUGCGUGAAGAAAACCAGAGACUAAUGGAACAGCUAAAGCAAGGUGGCGGGGCAAUGGUAGUCCAAGGAGAACCUGGCCAACCACAGACGGUUGGAGUUUCUGAAGAAGAGGUGAAUGAAAUGAAAAAACAAAUGGAAGAGCAGCUCUUACAAAAUCAGCGGGAGAUGGAGGAGAUGAAAAAGUCUUGGCAAGAAAGAUUGGCUGAGCAGGAAUCAGCAAAUAAGGCCAAAGAGGAAAAAGAAAAGAAAGAAAAAGAGCUUCGUAAAACCACUCCGCACCUUUGGAAUCUUAAUGAGGACUCGCAGCUUUCAGGAAAAAUUUUCCAUUUUAUCAAACCAGGCGAGCAGAAAAUUGGAAACAAAAGAGCUGAUCCCCAACCGGAUAUUUUAUUAAGCGGUUUGAGCAUUCUUAAAGAGCACGCCAAUUUGACAUAUAAAGGAAACACAAUAACAAUACUGGCCAAUCCCGAUGCUAAACUGAUGGUUAAUGGUAAACCAACGCACGACGAGAUAGAACUUCACCACAAUGACAGAGUGAUGUUUGGCUCUGCAAGUUUGUUCGUACUGCAUCACCCAGUUGAAUUUGAGAAGAAAAAGAACGCGGGAGACACGAUAGAAGAAGUAACUUACGAUUUGGCACAGGAAGAAAUAGCUGCGAAUUCUGGAUUUAAUAUGGGGAAGAACAGUGGCCAGACCAAGAAUGAACUGCUGUUGCAGGAAGACCUGGUACAGAUGGUUCCUAUGGUUAACGAGUCCAAUGCAAUGGCAGAAGAACUGAAGAAACCGGUUAGGUUUGAAAUUCUCUUAGUUUCACCCCAAGCACGUGGUCUCAAGGAAGGAAGAACAGAGGUCAAAGUGAAAAUGAAAAGCACAGUAGAUGAUGCGGAAUGGAUUUGGGACAGAAACAAGUUCGUCAACAGAACGUACCUAAUGAAAGAAAUGUUCCAGAAUUAUUACGAUGGAGAAGAAGACUGGGAUUUGCCGGAGGAAAGUGAUCCAUUUUGGGAGCCUGAUGAUGCAGAGGUGUUUAUUGGCUCAGUCCAGGUGUAUCUUCAAAGUUUAGCCUAUCUGAUUGAAGUGGAAGAGAGCCUUACGAUAACAGACCCCAAAGGCAACGAAAAGGGGCAGCUUCAGGUUGAAGCGUAUCCUUGUGAUGGGAACUUCUCAGAAGAUUUAGACGAUUUUGUGGAGGAUCCCAAGGAGCUGAUUGGAAGAGGUCUCUACUUCAAACUAAAAAUUCCGCACGCAAGGGGCUUGCCAGCUAUAUUUGGGAAGGGAGAAACAUGGUGUAAAUACAAACUUUAUCUUGAUAAAGAGCACAGCCGCACAAAGACUGUCUCUGGAACAAUGAACCCUUCUUACAGCCACGAGAGGAAAUUUACCUUUAAUCCUGUCACAAAACAGUUCGUGGACUAUCUGCUGAACACUCCUCUCAUGGUUGAGGUUUGGGGAAAGCAGAGUGGAAGAAAGAUCAGCACUGUCCCAAACAGGAAAGUGUCAGUAGGACAGAAAAAUAGCGGAGUACAGAACGGCGAGGUUAUGCCGAAGGAAGAAGCCCAGAAUAUGAAACUAGAGUUGCACAAGUCGAUGAGAAGAAACGAAAGAUCUGAAAAGAAAAUCAAAAAGAUGCGCGAAUUAAUAGAGGAUGCUAAGAAGAAAGGUGUCUCUACAGUCGAGGUCGCUGUGCUUGAGGAGAUUUUGAACGGUGGCGAGGGUAACAAGUUUAAAGCAACCGCCGACAUCGUUCUAAAAGCGCAGAAAUCAAUGGACAGUGAUGGAAAGAUCACAAGUUCGACUUGUUCGAUCCAGUGAAAAUUGAGUGAGAUCAAAAUUUAUUAGCAACUAUUUAUGACCGUGUUUGUAGACUCUAGUGCACUUGCAGUUUUGAUUUUUUUUCUUUCGUACGUUUUUAAAUACAAUUUUGUUAAACAAUCCACCAUAGUGGAAACGAAAAGUGCAUUCAGCACUCUCCAGUUUACUAGCAUUACUGUAUUAGUGUAUAGCAGGCAAUCAGUAUCAUAUUUACAGUUAGUGAUGGACUUACUGUGAUGUAAUGCUUUAGCCUUUUUUAAUAGUUAAAACGAACUUAUUAGUCAAGACGUGGAAAUAAGCCAAAAAGGAGCGUGAAUGUUUAAGAAUUUAACAUACAUGCGCCUUUUUCCUAUUCUUCGUUUGUAUAUAAAAUUGUCGUUUCCAUUUUCAUUCGUCAUUUACCCAUUUUCGUCUCAUUAUUUGUCAUUAUUGUCUGCAGCUCAGCAUUCAGUAUCUUUUGUAGAAUUUCGACGUUAAUUUAUUCACUAUUUUAAAGUAUUUGACAUUUUUUUCUUUAAAAAGAAAGCUACGCUAAGUUAAAAAGUUAAAGAUAGUGAUAUGUAAUCGCCACAUAGUUUGUGUCUAGUGCUCAGUCCAUUACGUGCAGGUUCGUGUAGUGUACUGCUGUUUAUGAUAGCACUUGGAUCAAGGCAAUUCAUCAAAACAGUUUCAGAAGUAAACUACGAAAUCCACUCGACGAACAUAGCUAAAUAUGAAGUGUGCCAAAGCCAAAUCAUACUCUCAGAUAUUCGUACAAUAAUUUUUUCUUUCCUUUUUAAUUCUCAGCUGUGUUCUCUUUAUAUCUUUCCUUCCACUGGAUUGCAGAGAGCAUUACUUACUGUUGACAAUGUUUACCUUGCACGGUUAUACUUCUAAGUAUUUCACGGUUACACACACCACAGAAUGAAAAUUAAAUGUUUCCCCUUCUCCUUGUUGCAUGUUAAUCCUGUUUCUACAAAUUGCAAAUUUGCAAAAGUAAAGGAGAUAUGCAAUUUGUGGUGUUCCAAAACUCUCUCGUAAAUGCACGCCAUACAAGUACGUAUAAGCAUAUGAUUAUGGUAUAUACUUGAUGCGAGGUUCGCGUUGAAGGUUUGUCAUCGAAAUAAAGUAUUGAUGACAAAUUCGCAA
Molecule: messenger RNA, 4291 nt
Organism: Pocillopora damicornis (cauliflower coral)
Lineage: Eukaryota; Metazoa; Cnidaria; Anthozoa; Scleractinia; Pocilloporidae
Product: kinesin-like protein KIF28
Biological process (GO): microtubule-based movement
Molecular function (GO): microtubule binding; ATP binding; microtubule motor activity
Source: RefSeq, a predicted model, not a curated record